CUAACGGAUGCGGAUGGAUUUACUGCAAAUUGCGAUUUGAGGUUUGAGUUUUGAGUCUUUGAUUGAGGUUGAUUGUUGAAAUGAAAUGUAAUGUCAGUGUGGUUUAUUUAUUUCAAAUUCUUUUUAAUCCUUUACCUUAAAAUUGAUUGGUAUUGGAAAUGCUCAGUGAUAAUAUUCCGGACAAUAUAAUUAUUGUAUGAGCAUGUGUUUGAUUGUAUCAGUGCAAUAGUAGGUUGUAAUAUUAUUAUGAUAAUUAAAUGUUAAAAUUGGUAAUGCUUGCAUAACAUGAUCGUGAUCCCCGGCUACUUAGGUUUGUCGUUUUCACGUAAAUAUGAAUAGUUUGUAUGCAAAGUUUUUGUUAAAUACGUGUAUGAAAUUAGAUCUGAACAUUAAACAUAAACUAUUGUGGAGUAACCUUCAUCUAAAUCAUAGUAAAUCUGCCGAUCAGCAACGAAACUUUAGGACUACAUGCUAUCGCUAUUUUAACGCAACUGACACCGAAUAUGCACUUAAAGAUGGUAUAACAGUCAUCCCUUCGCCGCAAGAAGUCACACUUAUACUGCGGAAAAAUGAAUUUAAUAAAGAAUUCACACAAGGUUCAAUUAAGUCAUAUGACUCUAACCAGCUUGCUUCAAAUGACCCUAUUGAAGAUACCAGAGCUGAAGGAGUCUGCACAUUGUCAUCAGGGAUGCUCUUAGGUAUAUUUGAUGGGCAUGGUGGGCCACAAUGCGCCCAGGUGUUGUCGAAGCGACUGUUAAAUUACAUAGCAGCUACCCUCCUACCAGCGGAUGUCCUUAUCAAGUUUCGAGAUGGUGACAUGCCACCAGAGAAGUUAGUGGAAACUUUUAAUGAUAAGAUGAAAAUGGUGGAAGAUUUAAAGAAUAUACAUCAUUAUAGUUUCAAACAAUAUUUGUCGGAUCUUGUAGCUGAACCUAAGGCAAGAACUGUUCAGGCUUCAUUAGAAAAAGCAAUAAUGAGAUUGGAUAGUGAUUUGUCGAAAGAAGUAGUUGAUGCUUACAAAUUGAAUGGUGAAGUGAAUUACAAAAGCCUAUCCGUUGCCCUAUCUGGGGCAGUGGCGUGUGUCGCACAUAUCGAUGGUCCACAUCUCUACGUAGCUAAUGUGGGGGACUGUAAUGCCGUGCUGGGCACUAUGACAGACGAAAAUGAAUGGAUAGCCAAAAAGAUAACCAAAGAGCACAAUGCAGAAAACUUUGAUGAACUAAAACGAAUUUGGAAUGAACAUCCUGAUAGUGAAAGAAAGACUGUGAUAAGAAGGGACAGGUUGCUCGGCGAGUUAGCACCUCUCCGUAGCAUAGGUGACUACAGAUACAAGUGGCCGGCUGAAGUUCUCAAAAAAUUUGCCACGCCAUACAUGGGGCCCAGAGCGGUACCUGCCAACUAUUACACUCCGCCGUAUCUUACAGCAAAGCCUGAUAUUUACUACCAUCGGCUGACACCUAAAGAUAACUUUUUAAUAAUUGCUUCAGACGGUCUUUGGGACAUGAUGACUCCUGUGCAAGCUGUCAAAUUGGUUGGCGAACACAUGAAAGGUAAAGUGUUUUUUAAUCCCUUGAAUUUGCCGAAGAAGAAUAUUCAACUAGGAGCUAUUGAUGAACUCUUGUCGCAUAGAAAAGAAAGUUUGAAAAGCAAACCCAAGGAUAAAAAUGCUGCGACACAUCUUAUCCGCCACGCCAUUGGUGGCACGGAGUAUGGAGUGGACCACUCGAGACUGGCGCACCUGCUCACGCUGUCCCCCGAUAUCUGUCGCACGUUCAGAGACGACAUGACGGUCACAGUCGCUUACUUUGAUCCAGAAUAUCUUAGACAAUGUCCAUCAUAACGUUGAAUCGAAUUUUUGUGCCUUCUGCGGUUGUAUUUUAUCGAGACGCCUCAUUAGCGUGACUUGUGGCCGUUACCACCAAUCUUCCGUAAACUGUCAUUUAACUAAGUUACUUAGCGUAACUCAGUAGCUCAACUAACCCCUUACUUGUACUAUUAAGUGUCUGUCACUUAUAGGUUGUUGAAAACGAAAAUGACGUUAAACAUCUCUUAUGUUACUUUAAGGUUCAUAAAAUUUAAGAGAGAUUGUUGAAAACGGCCAUUAGUGCUCUAGAACAAACAAAAAAGAUUGGUCAAUUUAGAAUGUUGGUGGUGUGGCUGUAGGAAAUACUUAGAUUUUUUCCUCGUUCUUCUCCAUACGAGUAUAAAAUUUGGAAUGAGCAGACAGAUGAUAUAAAGCAAUUAUUUUAUUAGGACUGUUUAAAAGUGUAUGUGUGUUUAUUGAAACAAAUGCUUCGAUUUUGAGGCCGUGAACCAACACAGUGAGUGCCUUCUUCACGCGCUAUUGUGGCGUCUCGGUGACAUGUUAACCAAAAUGCAAUGUUUUGCCUAUUUACACUAAAUCUAAGAUUAUUUUAGUAUCCAAAUUAUAUUUGUGUGUGUGUUUGUGUAUUUAUGAUCAGUACUUUAUGUUAUUAAUUAUAGUCGCUGGCGCCGUUAAAUUUAAGUAAUUUAUUGAAUUUUACAAUAAUAGUUUGUAUUUGAAGUAGUCAAUAUAAAUUGGUGCAUUUAUAUUAAACGGUAUGCUGUAUAUUUUAAAGUUUCAUGUAAACUUUAUAUGAAGUUGCUUCUAUGUUACUUAUCCACAGGUUGUUCCGAUUUGUCUACCAUCCAACAUACUUUGACUUAAUUAUACGUUUUUCAGCGAUUUUCUUUAUAAUUUGAUGUUCGGUGCGAAAAUAGUACUAGUGGUAUUAUGUAAUAUAAUUAUUAUAUUGUAGAAUUCACUUGAGGUUAUUAUUUAAAUUCAAUUGUAGGAUUUGCGCACACGAAGCUUUUCUUAUUUAUUACUGAUCAGUGGUUUUGUUUCAACAUUGGGGUUGGACGUAUUGUGUAGGCUCACUAUACCGGUAGUAAUAUUUGAGUAAUUAAGCGAUACACCGAAGAAGAUAUAGGUAACAGAAUUACAGGGCUGAGAGCCCUGUAACAACAAACUAUAUUUUCGACGUAUGAAGGAAUCUAAUAUGAGGCUAGAUUCAUAAUUUGAUUAAAAUAUUUUAUACAAUAAUGACUAUAUGGUUAUCAGCACAUGCUACGAUUGAAUAUUUUGCUAGUAGAAUUGAGAAAUAAAGAAACUAGUUGAAAAUCCUUUAUCGUCGAAUUUAUUCAGAAACGCAACAAAAUUACCGAUCCGUUGCCAAAAGUAGAGCGAUUCGCACCCUAGAUGAAAAGUAAUAUAAAACAUCAGAACAUCUCACAAACAAUAUAUACGGGUCGUUUUGAACUUAUCUCAAUUACUUGUGGUUUAGUCGAAACUUAUGUAAAUACACAAUUAGGUACUUAUUAAAUUAGAAAUACUCAAUACAUGUGAUAAAUUAUCGCAGAUUAUAGAAGUAAUACAUUACAUGGCAAUAAAAUAGCAAUUUCUGAAUAUUCUAAAACACUUUAUUGUAAUGUAAUAAAUAAUUGGAAGUAUGUAUUACUUUCUGAUGAUAAUAUUAAAUUGGAGCGAGUUGAAUAUAGUUAAAAUGGCUUACCUUUUGUACCUAUAUUCUAAAUUAGAGACGUACAGGCUGUUUGGAGGGUUGAGACAAAGCCUAAAGGCCGCACCCUUUUUUAUGAAAUUAAAUAGGUAAUGAACCAACAUUGUUUAAUCUUCCAAACACCUUGUAUUACUAAGUACUUAAAUAUGGAAAUGUCAUUUAUAUCAAUAAUUCCUAAGAAUAGGGAAUUUAUUUGAUAAGUAGAAAGUCCGCGAGACGGAUCAUGAAAAUGUGACUGCCAUGCUAUUUUACUAAGAUUUUCCUUAAGAUUUAGGUGACAAGUAUGAUUAAAAAUGGCCAUAGAAAUAAAAUGGGGUUGUAAGGGGAAAAUAUUGUUGGCUUCACUAUUUUCCAGUUUUACCACCGAUUUCCCUACGUAAUUAUUGCUUUGUUAGUGGCUUACAAGUCUAGUCUGCCUUAUUUGUUAGUUUAUUAUGUUUUCCUUAACUGUCCAUUAUAGGUAUUAUAGUCGUUUUGUGAUCUCUUGGAUUUUAAAAUCUAGUAUAUAUUAGCCUGUAAAGUCGUAAUGUAACAUUAUCAAAAGUUUUGGGGCCGAUUUAGUUCGAACUACCAUUGAUUUAGUCUAGGUUCGAUCCAAAUCAUCCAUCAACCUGGGUGGUGAUAAUGUCAAUAUUUUACAAUAUAAUAGUUACUUGGCUUGGAUUGCUUCGUUGGCUGAGUGGUCGCAAGUGCCACUGCCGGACAAGGGUCUCAGGUUCCAUUCCCUGGUCGGACAAAGUAUUAAUGGGUUUUUUAAAUCAAUCUCAGUAGUAGCACGGAGUUCCCCUAUUACAUGGGACUCAU
Messenger RNA from Spodoptera litura, 4346 nucleotides. Its product is annotated as pyruvate dehydrogenase [acetyl-transferring]-phosphatase 1-like protein, mitochondrial. Gene Ontology annotation, molecular function: [pyruvate dehydrogenase (acetyl-transferring)]-phosphatase activity; cation binding. Gene Ontology annotation, biological process: protein dephosphorylation. Gene Ontology annotation, cellular component: mitochondrion. The record is from RefSeq and is a predicted model, not a curated record. Lineage: Eukaryota; Metazoa; Arthropoda; Insecta; Lepidoptera; Noctuidae.